AUGCGGAACGGAGUGGAGUUCAUCGUGCUGCUCUUCUAUGACGUUGCGAUCACUUUCCAACUGGAGGUCCAGCGUAUCUGGCGGCGGAGGCACUCGGGUGCUACGUGGAUCUUCCUGUUCAUGCGCUAUAGUGCCGUCAUCGAGCGCGUCUUCUUUAUCCUCGAGGUCAUGGUGUGGUAUUCAACAGACGCAGCCUGCGGCGGGAUCAAUCAUACAGAUGAUACGCUCACCAUCUUGAACUACCUCUCCAUCGCCGCUUUCACAGCCCUCCGGAUAUAUGCCAUAUGGCUCCGCGAUUGGAGGCCAUUGGUCGUAGUGAUACCUCUGUCUCUCGUGAGACCUGUGGAAUAUCUCUAUAUCAGCACCAUGAACACGGCUUUACAAGGCGGACCUCUUAUUGGCUGUAUCAACAUGCGAUCCCCAGUUGUCAGUAAUUUGGUGCUCGCAAAAGCAGCGACAAUCGCGUGCGAUGUGAUCCUCAUCGUUUUCACUUGGAUCAAGACCUUCUCUCUAUUGCGAGAUUCGAAACGAACGAACAUGCGCGACACGAUUGCCAAGCCCUUACUGCGCGACGGCACGGCAUACUUUCUCAUCAUUCUCGCCGUUCAGGUCAUCACAAUAGCCGCAGAAUAUGCUGCAACCAGCACAUCCAUCUGGGUCGUCUGGCCGUACUUCGAGCAAGCGCUGACGGUCAUCUUCUUCUCGCGCUUCAUGCUCGACCUCCGUGGCGUCUACUACGCCCCUCAGGGCGAAGGCGCGAACACCUUCCCCGCGCUAGGCGGCAAUUGCAAUUCGAGCACCUUCUCCGACCUCCACUUCGCCACCCGACCCAGCGCGGACAACGAGACGCACGGCGCGCGCAGCUUCAGUGCGCGGGUCGUGGGCAACAUGGGCGCGACGCUCUCAACGACGCUUUGGGAUGGCUCGUCCGCGCGCUCGGAGCCGCACCUGCGGACACCGAUGAGCGCCGGCCCGCGCGAUGACCUCGAGGCGGCGGCGAAGGCAGGGCUGUGGGAGAUCGAGGAGGUUGAGCGGGAGGAGUGGCGCGUGCGCGAGGAGGACGGGGACGAGCGGGUGACGUAUGCGGUGCACCCGUUCCAGGUCGGCCUAGGAGCGGACUCCGUGCCCCACGGUGCGGAGGGCCGCACCAGAGCUCUUGGCUUCGAGCUGGCGGAGGUGCGCGUGGGGAGGGCGCGAUUCGAGGAGCCUAUCAGCCCGCAGAGUCCGGAAAGCUCGAACAUGGGAUCUAGUGCAGUCUGA
This is a messenger RNA of Epithele typhae, 1260 nucleotides long. RefSeq lists its product as uncharacterized. The record is from RefSeq and is a predicted model, not a curated record. Lineage: Eukaryota; Fungi; Basidiomycota; Agaricomycetes; Polyporales; Epitheliaceae. Bases 1 to 1260 code for a protein of 419 amino acids. The transcript has 9 exons.